This is a messenger RNA of Limanda limanda (common dab), 3191 nucleotides long. It is a transcript of the gene rbm28, whose product is annotated as RNA binding motif protein 28. The record is from RefSeq and is a predicted model, not a curated record. NCBI's taxonomy places the organism in Eukaryota, Metazoa, Chordata, Actinopteri, Pleuronectiformes, Pleuronectidae. Gene Ontology annotation, molecular function: RNA binding. The transcript is spliced from 20 exons. Bases 217 to 2817 code for a protein of 866 amino acids.
ACAUAUGUAAACAUGCGACAAAUCCUGGCAGCUAAUCGCGACCAAGCUAAACGGCUCCGUGACAUGUGUUAAAUCUCACGGUGACUCUUUCUUCUGAAUAGUUUGAUAUUACGCUCCAGUGUUGGAGUGUUAGCAGGUCAAACCGCAGUUUGUGAGUUAUCACCGAGCCGGGGAGGCUAACUCCAUCGUGCUAACGCUAGCUAGCAGCAGAGAGCCAUGCCUGCUCCUCAGACCAUAUUCGUCGCCUCUCUUCCAGCCUCGGCCUCGAACCAGCGGCUUGAGGAAAUCUUCUCAGAGGUCGGUCCGGUGAAGCAGUGCUUCGUGGUCAGAGAGAAAGGUACAGAAACAUGUCGGGGCUUUGGGUAUGUCACAUACGCUUUGGAGGAGGAUUCCCAGCAAGCUAUGAAAACAAUAAAAGACUACGACGGACAGAGGAUCUCUCUUUCGGUGGCCAAGCAGAAAAUAAAAGACAAAAAGAAAACAGCUAAACCACCGGCUACAGAACCAGGUAAAGAACCAGCUAAAGAACCAGCUAAAGAACCAGCUAAAGAACCAGCUAAAGUACCAGAAAAAGUACCAGAAAAAGUACCAGCUAAAGUACCAGCUAAAGUACCAGCUAAAGUACCAGCAAAAGUACCAGCUAAAGUACCAGUUAAAGUAACAGCUAAAGUACCAGCUGAAGUACCAGGUAAAGAACCAGCUAAAGCUCCGGCUCCUAAAGUGAACGAGGAGGGAUCUAAAGGCUUCAGGAAGUCACUACUGAAAGCAAAGCUCAUCAUCAGGAACCUCAGUUUCAAGUGUUCAGAAGAUGACCUGAAGCAGGUGUUUUCCAAGUUCGGAUCAGUUCUUGAGUCCAAAAUUCCCCUAAAACCUGAUGGGAAGAUGCGAGGAUUUGCAUUCGUCUUGUUUAAAAACGUGUCUCAGGCAGCAAAAGCUCUUCAGAGCAUGAACCUCAAGGAGAUAAAAGGGAGGCAGGUAGCAGUUGACUGGGCUAUACCUAAGGACAAAUACCUUGCCACACUGCCACAAUCCUCCAGUGCAGGAAAUAAAACUACAGAGGCAGCAACUGUAAAACCUUCAGACCCAGAAAGUGAACCUGAAGAUGAUGAUGAGGAGGAGGAGGAAGAGGAGGAGGAAACAAAACCAGCUCCACCAUCAAAGAAAAAAGUCGCCUCUAAACCAGCUGUGCAGCAGGUAGAGGAAUCCCAAUCAGAGGAUGAUGAUGAUGAUGAGGAACAAGACAGUGAAGAGGAGCAUGAGGAGGAUGAUGAUGAUGAUGAUGAUGAUGAUGAUGAUGAUGAUGAUGAUGAUGAUGACAAAGAUAAUGAUGAUGAUGACAAAGAUAAUGAUGAUGAUGAUGAUGAUGAUGAAGAGGAUGAUCAUGAUGAUGGCAGUAGUCUCGAUUCAAAUGAGAGUCAAGAUGAAGAAGACGAGGAGUCUGAAGGAGAGAAAGCAGCCAAAAGGAAAGCAAAAAAUAAACUUCUCCCAUCUGAUGUUAAAGAGGGCAAAACAAUUUUCAUCAGGAACCUGUCCUUUGACACAGAGGAAGAAGGUCUUGAGGAAGUUCUCCUGAAGUACGGAGAACUUAACUACAUCAAGAUAGUUCUCCACCCGGACACCGACCAUUCCAAAGGUUGUGCAUUUGCUCAGUUUAAGAUUAAAGAGUGUGCAGACAAGUGCAUAGCUGCAUCAGAAGAUCAGGCCGAGAAUGGCGGUGUGCGUGUGGACGGCAGAAAGCUGUUGAUUGUGGCAGCAGUGACCAGAGAGGAUGCUUCCAAACUGAAGGUCGAUAAAGUGAAAGUAGAAUCAGGCACCAGGAACCUGUACCUGGCCAGAGAGGGAUUGAUCAGAGCUGGAACCAAGGCUGCAGAGGGUGUGCCUGAAGCAGACAUGAUCAAAAGAACCAGAUUUGAAGAAAUAAAGAGGACCAAGCUUCGGGACAUUGGUGUGUUUGUAUCGAAGAAUCGUCUGUGUAUCCAUAACCUGCCCAAGUCGGUCAACGAUAAAAAACUCAGAGAGCUCUGCCUUGAAGCCAUAAAGGGUGGGAAGGGGGUGCGCAUCCCAGAGUGUCGGGUGAUGUAUGAUAGGAAGCCUGAGAAGGGAAAGCCGAUGGGACAGUCGUUAGGUUACGGCUUUGUCCAGUUCCAGGAACAUGAAUAUGCUCUCAAAACACUUCGUUACCUCAACAACAACCCUGAUAUCUUUGGGUCUCACAAGAGACCUGUUGUUGAGUUCUCCCUGGAGGAUUCAAGGAAACUUAAAAUGAAGGAAUUGCGACAACAAAAGAACAAGCAGUUUACCCAAAAUCGUCCCAAUCAAGGAGGAGCUAAACCUCAGGCAGCAGCUGGUGGACAAGGGCCGAGGGUAGGAGGAAGUAAACCACAGUCGUCAUCAGAGCUGGCAGGAAAGGAGACGGCUCCACCUCAAAACCAGAAGAAGGACAAACUCUUCUCCGGUUUCCAGACCAAACCUGAGGUUGAACACGUUUCUCUGGAGAAUGGAAAGAAACGAAAGAAAGUCCUGAACUUACCUUCUCAUCGUGGACCUAAGAUCAGAUUGCGUGAUAAAGGAAAGCAGCAAGGCCCACCCCCCAAGAAAGCGAAAACUGGAGCCACCAGAAAAGAGCUUCAAAGAAAAGAGCCUCAAAGACAAAUGGAAAAGCCCAUGCAGUCCAGAAGCCAGAUUAAAGCAGCUAAAAAGCCUUUCAGGAGGGACGGGGACCGCUUCGACAGCCUGGUGGAGCAGUACAAGAAGAAGCUGAUCGGCAACAGUGACAAGAACAGCAACAACAAAAGAAACAAGUGGUUUAAUUGUUAAUUAUGUGUGUGUGAGUAUGAGUGUGUGAGUGAGUGAGAGAGAAAUUUCCUUGACUCUUAGAAGAUGCUUUUUGAAUCUACAUUUUACAUGUUGAGGAUUUAAAGUAAAUGCGGUGGUUCUUCAUACAUUCGUUUUGUGUCGGCUCAACCAGUUUCUCAUGUGUUAAACUGAACCAUCCCCUAACUUCAGUCACCCUGCUCCUGCGCGUCUGGAAUACAAGUUCAUGUUGUUGCAUUUUUCCACUGAAACAAACAAAAUUAUACAAAGAUGGCGUUUCUCUUUGUCCACAUGUGUUUUUAAGAAAAUGUACAAAACCACCCGAAUGUGUGUUUUAUUGUCUUUUUUUGCAUUAAAUCCAGAUUUGUUGCAAGAUU